UUCUCUACGUCCUCUUUUCGGUGGCGGCAUGGCUGCCUUCAUAGAUCUGGAAUGUAGCGAAGAUAGUGUUAGACCUUCGAUUUGCACCGGCAUUUUCUUAUUCGGAUGUGAGUUGAGCAGCAGUUCCCGAUCAUACACUUUUAAAGUAUCUGAAGAGGAUGAAUGUGAUCAUACCCUAGCUUUGAAUAUGGUUUGCCUGUCGGAAGGUGCCAAAGAUGAAUGCAACGUGGUGGAAGUUGUGGGUCGCAACUAUCACAAUGAAGAAAUUGUUGUGCCAGUGGCCAAUCUGAAGCUGUCGUGCCAACCCUGGUUAAGUUUGAAUGAUUUUCACCUUCAGCCUCCGGUGACCUUCCGCCUGUGCUCAGGAUCUGGUCCUGUUCACCUUGCAGGACGACACCACAUCUUUCAUAGGCGGGAGCUCUUGGAUGAUGAAUUGAGUGAAGAGGAUGAGGAUUUUAGUGAGGACGAUGAGUUCAGUGAUGAGGAAGAGCUCACCCCUGUCAAGCCAGCCAAGAAGAAGCAAAAGUCUUAGCUUGGCUCCCUCAAAGAACCUACAGCUGAUGUAAGUGGCCUUAGCUACAAACUCCAUGGGAAAGCUGUUGUUGGAGGAGACAUAGGAGGCUUGGAAAAAACAUGUCACAGAUGUCUUCCCUUUUCUUCCCAGGAAAACUAGUUGCUGCUGUGCCUUUUGUACCUGGAAAGGUACACUAAUACCUUAACUGCUGCUACUCAGUGUGGUGUGUUUCUCUUUAAGGACACUGUGCCUUUGAGAAAUGGGUAAUGCCACUGGGAUUCCUCCUUGGGAUUUCUGUGCAUAUGACAUUGAGUCAGUUUGACUCUGUACACAGUUAAAAAUUUUAUUCCUUUACUCAUCACCAUGAAGAUGGCCACAGGAUUCACUUUCUGAAAAAGUAUAGUAUUUUCUUCUAAUUGCUUUUGAACUGUUUUGGAAAUGUUACAUACCUUUGGUAUACGGUUUGUUGUUUUUUCUUUCUAAUUUAAGGAUGGUGCAAUGGUAGGAUUGGAAAACAGCCUGUAUGUAUUUUGUAGGCAUGAUUUUCCUUGCAGGUCUCUUUUUUGAAUGUUUUUAGU
Gekko japonicus is the source of this 1092-nucleotide messenger RNA. It is a transcript of the gene NPM3, whose product is annotated as nucleophosmin/nucleoplasmin 3. Gene Ontology annotation, biological process: chromatin remodeling. Gene Ontology annotation, molecular function: histone binding; RNA binding; chromatin binding. Bases 29 to 532 code for a protein of 167 amino acids. NCBI's taxonomy places the organism in Eukaryota, Metazoa, Chordata, Lepidosauria, Squamata, Gekkonidae. Gene Ontology annotation, cellular component: nucleolus; cytoplasm; nucleoplasm. The transcript is spliced from 6 exons. The record is from RefSeq and is a predicted model, not a curated record.